CUUCCACGCAUAUUAUGGACUGCAACCUGCUGAUUCCUGCUGGACUCUCUCACACAACCUGUAGGAGUUCACCGCUGAAACCAGCGCAACCGUCCGGAAAACGGCUUUUACGCAGCUGCCGUGGAGAGCCGCGCGUCGUGGAGAGGGACUCCAGCCUCCAGAGGAGAAUGGCUGCUGUCAGAAAAGUAGUGGUUUUGUCGGUAUUUGACACAGCGAGCGGGGUCUUGUGACGGACUUACACCGGAGCGCUUUAGAAUAAAGUUUCACAUGGUGCACUUCAUCUCGACGCAGCAGCGCGCACCAGACAUGAACGCUGGACCGAUGCUUUUACACGCGUUCCGCUUCAGGGACUCCUCCAAAUGGCUUGAUACGCGACUCUUUCUCCGCUUUUGAUAAGUGGCUGGGAUAGAUAAGACAGAAUCAUCCACGGGGCGGACUUUGGUGACCAUUACGCGCGAUUUUUACCGGAUUGGGCGACUAAAAAAACUCAGUUUGGGACUUUAUAGGAGCACAACACCAUGACCAUCUGCCUGCUCGCCCUAGUCGGAUUGUGGUGGAGCGCGUACUACUGCACGUUGACGGUGGCGGGGAGCAACUAUUCACUGGAUGGGACCGGCGAGGCGCAGCCGGGCUUCGCGCACCGGCGGCUGCGGACGCACGAGAAGAGGGAGAUGCAGAAGGAGAUCCUGUCCAUCCUGGGGCUGCCGCACAGACCGCGGCCGCACCUGAAAGUGCACGGGAAGUACAACUCCGCUCCGCUGUUCAUGCUGGACUUAUACAACACCAUCUCCAGCGAGGAGAAAAGCCAGGUGGACAGAUAUCACCCCUCCAUGCGGACGACCCAGAGCCCUGCGCUGGCCACGUAUCAAGAAACUGCCUUUCUCAAUGACGCAGAUAUGGUGAUGAGCUUCGUUAAUUUAGUGGAGUAUGACAGGGAGUUCUCCCCGCAGCGGCGUCACCACAAGGAGUUUAAGUUCAACCUCUCGCAGAUCCCGGAGGGCGAGGCCGUCACUGCAGCCGAGUUUCGCCUCUACAAGGAGUGUGUGAGCCGAGCCUUCCGCAACGAAACCUUCCUGCUCAAAGUCUACCAGGUGGUCAAGGAGCAUCCGGACAGAGAGGCCGAUCUGUUCCUGCUGGAGUCUCGCAGGCUGUGGGCCACGGAGGAGGGCUGGCUGGAGUUUGACAUCACCGCUACCAGCAACCUGUGGGUCAUGAGUCCGAUGCACAACCUGGGCGUGCAGGUCAGCGUGGAGACCAGCAGCGGGCGCAGCAUCAGCUGCAAGGAGGCGGGGCUGGUUGGACGUGACGGUGCCCUGGAGAAGCAGCCGUUCAUGGUGGCGUUCUUCAAAGUCAGCGAAGUGCACAUCCGCUCCCCGCGCUCCGCCGGGGGAAAACGCCGGCAGCAGAACCGCAAUCGAUCCUCACAGCCCCAGGAGGGAUCCAGAGGGCCGGGCCCGGCAGAGUACAACAGCAGCGAUCAGAAGACGGCGUGCAGGAGACACGAGCUGUACGUCAGCUUCCGGGAGCUGGGCUGGCAGGACUGGAUCAUCGCCCCCGAGGGCUACGCAGCCAACUACUGUGACGGAGAGUGUUCGUUUCCCCUCAACGCCCACAUGAACGCCACCAACCACGCCAUCGUGCAGACGCUGGUGCACCUGAUGAAUCCGGAGAACGUGCCGAAGCCGUGCUGCGCCCCCACCAAGCUGCACGCCAUCUCGGUGCUCUACUUCGACGACAACUCCAACGUCAUAUUGAAGAAGUACAAGAACAUGGUGGUGCGCGCCUGUGGCUGUCACUGACGCCGCUGAGGAUGGGUUGAGCUUCAGUGAAACCUGGGGGAGGUUGACCUCGAGAGGACAGCGGUUUUCCUUCGGCCUUACGAGGAACGUCUAGCCCUGAAAGAUCUAACCAAUAAGUUCUAAUCCGAUAAUCACGGACAGCUCAGUAAAAAUCCACCAUCAUCUUCAACGAGACAUCCACUGAAGAACGGGACGAACGCAGGAGUGAUGUACGAGUGCAUCGACGGGAAAUGACACUGUUCCGGUCUGAUAGCUGUGGAUUAGAGCCGGCUUUUCACGGAUCUGCAACUGAGUCCAGGACUGUGUGCGUGUGUCUGAGGACGGAGGAGCGAUCAAGUCUGUAUAUUGCGUUUAUUGAAGUGUGUAUGAAUGCCUCACAGGCUGCUGCAGCAGCUCCCUCUUUGAAAGGGGCGACGGCUGAACCCGAACUGUUGUGGGACCGGUCCGAGCGCCGCUUUCCAUCCCGUCUUUCCUCUCCGACGACAAAGAACUCACGUUGGAGUCGUUCCGGGAGGUUAUCGAUGAACAGUUUCUCUGCGAUAAACGAUCGUGUGAGGUUGACUCGGUCACCUCCUCAGAUAACACAAAGUUUAUGAUGAUUAUUAAAGUCACAUGGAAAUAUACAAGUCCUUUUUUAAGUGCAAAUGUUAACUCAAACAAUCUAAUACUAACUGAAUGAUACAUUUGAGUCAGUACAUUCAUAUUUGUCUCCUCUUUCCUACUGUAUUUUCUCCUUAAGCCAUAUUUGCUUUCCCAAAAUAUAAUAUGGACUGAACCGAUGUGACCACAGGCUAUUUUAGCAGUCGGCUGCUCCAAAUAAUCCCUUCUGUGUCAAUAUUUGCCGGGCUCGGGCCGAGCUCUGAUUCACCGGGCUGGUUCAACAUGAUGCAUGUUGUGGCUUAACUCGUGUUUUCCUCCAAAGAAGUGAAGAAUACAGCUCUAUCCCUCCGACACGCCGCAAAUGGCCAUUUCCAUGUUCCUGCAGUCGCAAAGCUAACAAACCCUUCCACCCCUGACAACACGUCCAGAGAUUGUGGAAAGAAAAAAAAAAUAAAAAAAAAAUAUAUAUAUAAAAAGCCAGCAGGACUUUUUUUAGGGGUCACCUUUCUGAAAAUUUGCCCUUAAAUUUUCAAAUAAGUGGAUGAAAUUAUGCUGAGAUAUGCGUUACUGUGAGCUUUUUAUGGCGUAUAAACUUUUAGAGGGCAUAUUUGUAUGAAAACACUAACAUCCAGAACAGUAAAAAAAAAAAAAAAAAAAAAAAAAAAA
Cololabis saira (Pacific saury) is the source of this 3065-nucleotide messenger RNA. RefSeq names its product bone morphogenetic protein 6 (gene bmp6). Gene Ontology annotation, cellular component: extracellular region. Gene Ontology annotation, molecular function: growth factor activity; cytokine activity. The coding region runs from base 519 to 1799 and encodes 426 amino acids. The transcript has 7 exons. Lineage: Eukaryota; Metazoa; Chordata; Actinopteri; Beloniformes; Belonidae. The record is from RefSeq and is a predicted model, not a curated record. Gene Ontology annotation, biological process: SMAD protein signal transduction.